This is a messenger RNA of Phacochoerus africanus (Common warthog), 2483 nucleotides long. Its product is annotated as transmembrane protease serine 11G-like. The transcript is spliced from 8 exons. The record is from RefSeq and is a predicted model, not a curated record. Gene Ontology annotation, biological process: proteolysis. Lineage: Eukaryota; Metazoa; Chordata; Mammalia; Artiodactyla; Suidae. Gene Ontology annotation, molecular function: serine-type endopeptidase activity. The annotation marks the transcript as partial.
UUUUUCAGUGGAAGACUCAAAACUUACAACAGACCUGAAACAAAAAUCAGUAAUGAGAUAGACCAGAUAUUUCAAAGAUCCAGUUUAAAUCAUCAUUACAUCAAGUCUCAUGCUGUCAACCUUAGGUCAAGUAAUGAUGGUUUAAAAACAGAUGUAUUGCUUAAAUUUCAGUUUACUUCUAACAAUGCAGACACAAUCAAAAGACAAGCUGAUAACAUUUUGCACCAGAAGUUAGAAUUAAAUGAAAGCUUCUUGAAGAUAGAUAAUUCAUCACCUUAUCUUAGAGAUAUGAAUAAAGUACAAGCAGAGCACAUUCUGAACAGCUGUUGCGGUUUAGGCAGGGAGUCCCCGUCCAUGGAAAGAAUUGCUGACGGUAGUGUUGCAAAGAAAGCUGACUGGCCUUGGCAAGCCAGCCUGCAGGUGGACGGCGUCCAUUUCUGUGGAGCAUCUUUGAUCAGUGAGGAGUGGCUCCUGACUGCUGCUCAUUGCUUUGACAUUUAUAAAAACCCCAAACUCUGGAUGGUUAGUUUUGGAACAACCCUAAGCCCUCCACUAAUGAGAAGAGAGGUGCAGUCGAUUAUCAUUCACGAAAACUAUGCUGCCCAUAAGCACGACGAUGACAUCGCUGUGGUGAAGCUCUCCACACCUGUCCUAUUUUCAGAAGACGUGCACAGAGUCUGCCUCCCAGAUGCUACUUUUGAAGCCUUACCAAAGAGUAAAGUGUUUGUCACUGGAUGGGGAGCAUUAAAAGCAAACGGUCCUUUUCCCAACACUCUGCGAGAAGUUGAAGUAGAGAUCAUAAGUAAUGAUAUAUGUAAUCGAGUUAGUGUAUACGGUGGUGCUGUAUCAUCAAGAAUGAUAUGUGCUGGAUUCUUAAGAGGAAAACUAGAUGCCUGUGAGGGUGAUUCUGGGGGACCUCUGGUUAUAGCACGUGAUAGAAACAUUUGGUAUCUUAUUGGAAUAGUUAGCUGGGGAAUGGACUGUGGAAAAGAAAACAAGCCUGGAGUUUAUACCAAAGUGACUGGUUACCGGGACUGGAUUAAAUCUAAAACUAACAUCUAACACAACCAACACCUCUAUAUCCAAAAUGUAAAUGCUGUGUGUGGUCCCUAGCAAACUGAUUUUAGUAUGUGCCCCUUACUGUCAUUAAGUUCAAGAUGCAAAUAAGGGUGACCUGACAACUCUCCCCACAAACUUGAGGAAAGCAGAAUUCCUUUCACGUCACCUGAAGUGUCUUGCCGAACAUGACGCAUACAAGAUACUGUCAACUCCACAAAGGUGUGCCACUGGUGCUAAGUGUCUCUGACUACCUCCUGGCCCACCUUUCUGCUCCUACUCUACAAUUCCCACUUUAGAAUAAUCCAGCAGUUUAAUCAGGUGAAUACCAGUUGGCUAGGUAUUCUUUACGUUUUUCAUGACAGAGCAUGCUGCCCUUCCCUGACUUCACAGUUUCUAUCUUCCUCAUUUAAUAACCCACAGUAAGAAUCUGUACGUCUACUGGGCCAGAAAACUCAAUGCUCAUGCAAAUGAUGGAGGGGCACUCCUGGAACCAGAUCUCAGAGGUGGCAUUACUGUGAAUCCCUCCUGCUUCACCCUCAGGUGUGCAUUUCACCUUUCCCGGAAACUUGAAAAAUCUGACAUUUACGUUUACACCCAACAGGGCAGAUUUUAAACUCUUCAAACAACUACAUUAAUGUUUACUUUGGAACAAUGACUAAGUCCUUGGAUCAGACAGCAAGAGAACUGGAAAUAUUGCCUGGUACAGGAUUUUGUUCUAAACUAUGAAAACAUGCCUUUUGACAGUUAGAAAAUAAAAGCAGUUCCUCAGCCUUUCACCAGGUGGGACAGAGAAGAGGCAAGGACCAUGAGAGAAAUUGCCUUCCAUAUCUAAAAAAUGGGAGAAGGUCCAAUUCUGGGGUAAAUCUACUUUUUGCUUCUGUUUAUUUCCUAAUGCAGUUUAUUUUAUAAAAUGUUUUAUUUUCAAUAAACUUCAGAAAAAAUAAGGGACCUGCAGAAUAAGAAACCAAUAUAAAUUACGCAUUCAUAAAUAACUUAUAUGAGAAGCUAAUAGAGAAUUAGAAAUUCACAGACAAUUUGAUAAGAGUUUGGGAAAGACUUUAUAAUAUUUAAAUUUACUAUUAAAAUGGUAUUCUUUGAAGAACUGUAUUUACAGAUAUAUUUAAACAAUAAAUCAUCUUUGGAAUGGUUUAAUUAUUGUAUAAAACCGACAUUUUCAUAUAUAACUGUAUGUUUUCGUGCACUGUACAUGACUAUGGACUAGUGUUUAUUAGCAAGACUCAAUUUUUUCCUGUGCAUCUAAACCUUUAUUUGCUCCCCCCCUUUUACAAUUCAUUUAGUUAAUGAAAUAACUGCCACGUUAAGACUUUUUUGUGUUUUAUACUGAGCCUCUCUUGCCCCCAUAAUAUUAUAUUGUAUGCUUUAAAAUAUAUUUAUAAGAAUAAAUGUAAACACAUUCUCUUGAA